Paralichthys olivaceus (Japanese flounder) is the source of this 2463-nucleotide messenger RNA. RefSeq names its product SRSF protein kinase 3. Gene Ontology annotation, molecular function: ATP binding; protein serine/threonine kinase activity. Lineage: Eukaryota; Metazoa; Chordata; Actinopteri; Pleuronectiformes; Paralichthyidae. Gene Ontology annotation, biological process: regulation of mRNA processing; peptidyl-serine phosphorylation; spliceosomal complex assembly. Gene Ontology annotation, cellular component: nucleus; cytoplasm. The record is from RefSeq and is a predicted model, not a curated record.
CGGAGGGAGAGCCCUACAGAUAGAGGGAAACAGCUGAUUCAGAGCUUCAAGCUGAUUUAGACCAGGAGUGAAUCCCACAGCAGAGCAGGUAGAGGCCUGGCAGGCAGUGGGUUAGGAGGCUGCUGGGGAUUUCCAUGUUUAGACCCUGCUGACUGCUACUGCUGCUGUUCCCAGUCUCCUGAGAGAUCGAGCCGGACCCCUCCCCCUUAUUCCUCUAACCUGCCCAACUGUUUUCAAGUGGUCCAACAUUAAAAGAUACCAGCUCUCUGCACACUGUAUCUGCUGAAACACACCAUGCAGAGUCCCCACUCAGCUGAUGCAGCUGCUCAGCAGCAAAGGAGUGAAGCUGGGUCAUCUAAUAGUUUCAAAGCCCUUGGAUGCCACGAGCAGCUGGAUCCCAAGGACAGCCUACACUCUGAGGACCCCAGAGAAUACUGUUAUGGUGGGUACCACCCUGUCCAGAUCGGGGACACCUUCAACAGAAGGUAUCAGGUGGUGUCUAAGCUCGGCUGGGGCUAUUUCUCCACCGUCUGGCUGUGUCUGGACCUCAGGCUUAGUCGACACGUGGCUGUGAAGGUGCUGAAGAGCGGAGAAGGCUUCACCCAGGCUGGACAGGAUGAGCUGGCUCUCCUACGAUGUGCCUGUGGUCCUUCGAGCCAUCAUCCCUCCAAGCAAAGGAUUGUUCAGCUGCUUGAUGACUUCAAGCUGGCAGGGGUCAACGGGGUCCACAUGUGCCUGGUGCUGGAGCUGCUGGGGCCUGACCUGAGAUGCUGGCAGCUAUGUUUUGAGAAUCCAGGACUGUCAGGACUGUGGGUCAAACAAAUUCUUACUCAGGUUCUGCAAGGCCUGGACUACCUGCACACUCGGUGUAAAAUCAUCCACACUGACAUCAAGCCAGAGAACAUCAUGCUAUGCCUGGAGGAGCAGUCUCACAACGUGCCAACAGGGGGCAGCAGCUCCACCUCUCUAACGACAGGGAAGAAGUCUUCGUCCAAGUCCACAGAGAAGGAGCCUGUGAACCCUUCCAGCUUAAAGGAAAUUAAAGUGAAGAUUGCUGACCUGGGCAGCUCCUGCUGGGUGUACAAACAUUUCUGUGAAGAAAUCCAGACGCGACAGUAUCGCUCACUAGAGGUUUUACUGGGAUCUGAGUAUGGUCCGCCUGCUGACAUCUGGAGUGUCGCCUGCAUGGCCUUUGAGUUUGUCACCGGAGACUCGCUGUUUGAACCCAAAGCCCGCGAGUCCAUUUCCCUGGAGGAAGACCACAUAGCCCAGAUCACAGAGCUCCUGGGAAAAAUCCCACCAGCUGUUGCCUUGUCGGGCAAAUACUCAGCAGAUUACUUUGGACGCAGAGGUGACCUACGUCGUGUCGGUCCGCUGAGGCUCUGGAGCCUUUAUGACGUUCUCGUGGAGAAGUAUCACUUCCGGUUGGAGGAGGCCUCUGGUUUCUCUGACUUCCUUCUUCGCAUGUUGGAUUAUCAUCCUGAAAAGAGGUCCACUGCUGCAGAGUGCAUUCACCACCCCUGGCUGACCUCAUGAUAGACCAGAGGAAGGCCAUCCACAUGGGCCUCAUCCCCAUCCAUGAUCCUAACAACCAGAUCCUGUCAGUAGCAAGAACUACAUCAUUUUAGGGCAUCAUUGAAUUUUUAGAAAACACUUUGUUUGUUGCUUUAUUUGAAAUCCUGUUGUCGUCCUUACUCAGUGUCAGGGAAGGAACAGGUUAUCCUCUCUAGUGAAGCCCUGCUGCGCACAAUACUUUUCUUGUGUAGCUACAUUUUACUUUUGGACCCUUGAGUCCAAUAAGUAGCAGCUCUUAUGACACUGUGAGCCAGUGUGACAAUGUGAGUUUGAUGCAAACCUUGAGUGCAGCUACUUUAUUAUUCAGUCAAAUUGAAUGUCACCUAAGUAAUCAGAAGAUGACACUAAAUGGGAUUUGAAUUUUUUAGUAUAUCUUUUGUACAGGGCAAUAAACUGCUUUUAUAAUUAAUGACAGAAUAAUUGUAGCGCAAGUGUAAGUCUAUCGUAAAUCUAUUUUAUAUAAAUUAACCCAGAUUAAAACAGUUUUUAGUGAAAACAUUUUUAUUAGAAGGAUUUAAAAUCUGUAAAGGAACAAACUAAUAAAAUGAAAUAUAAAGGAGGCUGUCAUAAGAUAUACUUCCUCAGAAUGUUUUAUUUAAAAAAAUAAAGUAUCACUUAAUAUUUCAUAAAGGGAGAAAGGUCCAAACAUGUUGUGUCAGAGCUCCUCCUGCUGUUUUGGGGUCUGUUUGGUGCUCCACUUAUUUUCCCUCAUGCAGAAAACCUUUAUCUCACGUGUUUCUGGCUCCUAUAAUCAACACAAGGAGGAAUCCUUCACUCUGUUUGAAAUAGUUAAAGCUGCACUUUACAAACGUUUCAUGUAAACAGUGGAUGUAAGAGGUGGUCACUCAAUCCAUACAGAGAUGUUUAAGCUCUUAUGCUGGUGCUGAC